GACAAUCAGGUGGUUUAUGGGAAGUGUGUGCUUUGCUAGCUUGGAUUACGCAUUUGUGCGAGUCAUUUUCAGAUUCUGAAUCAAAUUGAAACAAGACACCAAUUUUUGUCAGGAAAUGAUAUUUGUUUGAAAGCAGUAAGCGAGAAGGGACGUCUGUUGGCUUCAGGGAUAAGAGUCAGUGUACUAGGUUGACUAGAAAUAUAGUGCCUCUCCUUUCCUUUUCUCUGACCUUUUAUUUGCUAAUCUAAAGUCACCAUGUCUUCGAACAAUGUGAGCCUGGUUCCUAUGCUUCCAACAGAAGAUGACCAAACUUCAAAGCUUAUUCGAAAAUCCAAGGAGUCCCCAUUUGUCCCUAUUGGGAUUGCUGGGUUUGCAUCUGUGGUGGCUUAUGGACUGUACAAACUGAAGACAAGAGGAAACAGAAAAAUGUCUGUACAUCUUAUCCACAUGCGUGUGGCUGCCCAGGGAUGUGUAGUAGGAGCCAUGACUAUAGGUGUUCUUUGGUCGAUGUACAAAGAAUAUGUUGUGAAGCCCAGGGAACAGAAAAUUGCUCUGCUUCAGAAAUGAAGUUGGACCUGUUUACCGUCGUUCUUAGAAUUUAAAAUCUUAGGCUUUCAAAUGUACCUCACUUUGAGGUGAUCAGGAUUUUUCCUUUCACCUUGGAUAAGUACUUAUUAGAUAUUUAAAACUUUAGAUUUUUCAAACUUGCUUUAGACAGUAUACUAAUUUAUACUGCCCAGGAAUGAUCUUUCAACAGGCAUGAUUAGUGCUGCUGGGUGCAGAACACCACUUUUAUCCGAUUUUGCCCAAUUUACAAACAACUGUUUUUAAUCUCUUUUUCAUAGUUAUACGUUGCAAUCCUUUGAAGAAUUUAUCAGCUCCACAUUGGCAAAUAUAAUUAAACAUUUUAGCCUGUUUGUCGUCAUUAUUUGUUUGGAGGGUGUUAGCUGCAGAGGUUAGACUAACAUCAUUCAACUGGCUGGUUGUUGCACAAUCCAGUAUUUGAGAUCGCAUUUCACUCUGUUUUGGCUGCAUUCAUGUCUUUAAGAUGCUUAAGUUUGCUGCAAUUCAGAUCCGUUUCAGACACUUGAAAUUACAUGAGAUGCUCAAUGCUUGGGCAAAGUUUAUUCCAAGUAGAUCACGAGCCCUGUUUGUUUCGAGUAUUUCCACUGAAUUUCAAUUGGUCAAGAAGCAGUUAUUACUCCAUUGUAUUCAUUUUUAUUCAUUCUUGAAAGACAUUGGAAGUCUCCAGUGCAUUCUGGAGUCUGCAGCAUUAUUAAUUCUAAUGUCAAAUUCACUUGAACUUGUACAAACUGAAUAAUGUUUUGAUUUGGAAAUGGUGAGCAAAAAAUGAUACGCUGGACUUUUAUUUCAGUAUCUUGAAGCAGGGCUUUUAAUAAUUGGUAACUUUUUUACAGCUUGCAUUCAACAUUGAUGUAUUUUAAGUGUAACAGAUUAAACUGGAGACCUAAUACUUAGAAAAUGUUAGUGUGUAAAAUUGAUGUAUUUCAGACUAAUUUAAAUAUAGGAUGAUCUUGUUUUAGAGUAAAUUAUGAAUAUAAAGAUGGUUAUUUUCACUGAAAAUGGGUCAAUGUUUGUUUGUACUUGCAAUCAAAUUACCUUAGGUUGCAAUGGGACUGUGCUACAUCAUUCAAUGAUAUUUGGAGAACAGACUCCAUGUUGCAAAAGAAGUCUUGUAUUUAAAUGCACUUAAAUCGAAACUGUAUAUUGCUUAAACAGAUAUUUAUUCAAUAUAUUUACAUCACCACAUUUCACAGAUGUUAAUGCAUAAUAAAAUAAAGUAGCUUUUAUUUCUCAAGAUAUUUUUAAAAUAAAAACAUCAAAGCAAUGGAA
Messenger RNA from Chiloscyllium plagiosum (whitespotted bambooshark), 1854 nucleotides. Its product is annotated as HIG1 domain family member 1A, mitochondrial-like. Lineage: Eukaryota; Metazoa; Chordata; Chondrichthyes; Orectolobiformes; Hemiscylliidae. Gene Ontology annotation, cellular component: mitochondrion. Gene Ontology annotation, biological process: mitochondrial respirasome assembly. The record is from RefSeq and is a predicted model, not a curated record.